Brassica oleracea var. oleracea is the source of this 2306-nucleotide messenger RNA. RefSeq lists its product as uncharacterized. The coding region runs from base 108 to 2084 and encodes 658 amino acids. The transcript has 7 exons. Lineage: Eukaryota; Viridiplantae; Streptophyta; Magnoliopsida; Brassicales; Brassicaceae. The record is from RefSeq and is a predicted model, not a curated record.
CUCUGUUUGUAGAUCUUUAGGGUUUCCUCUGUUUGUCUCUUUGGACUAAGAAAAAGCGGGACUUUUGAUUCUUCUAAAGGGUUUUUCUUUUACAAGAGCAGAGAUCAAUGGGUACAGAGAUGGUGAAAGGGAGUGAGGUAGAAGUGUCUUCUCAAGAGGAAGGUCUCAAAGGAGCUUACUUUACCGCUCUUCUCGAGGAAAACACAACCAUGUCAGGUCGCAAGAAGGUUUCCGUCCGCUACAAGACUUUACUAACCGACGACGGUUCGUCUCCUCUUACCGAAGCCGUCCAACAGAGUCUCCUCCGAUCUGUUCCGCCUGAGGAAGAGUACAUGGACGUUGUUCUGGAGGAAGGAACCGUGGUCGACGCUUACCUCAGAGAUGGUUGGUGGACUGGUGUCAUUAUAAACAAGAAGUUAGAGGAUAAUAACUUCUUGGUCUGCUUCGAUUCACCGCCGGACAUUAUCGUGUUCGAGAAGACAAAUCUCAGGGCUCAUGUUGUCUUGACCGACCCCAAAUGGGUCCGACCAGAUCUCAAGGAAGUGGAUAAGAAGACAAUGUUUUGUCCGGGGAGAAUGGUGGAAGUUAGUUCUUCAGUAGAUAAAGCGGAGGAUGCGUGGUUCCCGGCGAUGUUGAUCAAAGAGAUUGAAGUGGACGGUGAAAAGAAGUUCAUUGUCAAGGACUGUAACCAUGAGGCAAGGCCAAACACAACUGUUGUUCCUCGCCGCGUUAGGCCCCAACCGCCUCCUCCUUCCUCGGUUGAAGAAAAGUAUACUCUGAUGGAUCGUGUGGAGGCCUUUCAUGGUUCGGUGUGGCGCAAAGGCUUGGUGAAGGAAGUUCGGACUGGAAAACGCUACAAGGUUUUUUUGGUGGCUACAAAGGAGGAACACUUUUUUAGUCAAUCUGAUGUUAGACCUUUGAAGGUGUGGGAAGAUGAAGCUUGGCAUGACGUACCAAAGGAAGAGACACCACCUUCCAGGGGAUUGAAACCGAAGAUAGUAGUGACUUCUAAAAGGGCCAGAAAGCAUGUGAGUGGAUCAUCCCUGAAUCCUGACGAGACACUCACUGUUGCUGCAACUCGAGAAUUAGGAAACAAGAAGGCUGAUGCUGUUAUGGUGAAUGAUGAAACUUCUCCUCCGGUCAUAACCCCAAUAGCAAAAGAACCUGCUUCAGUUGUAGCACCAUCACCACCUCUUAUAGCUGCUGCAACACCGCUUAAACAAACAGAGACUGAAACUGAAGGACAGCUAUCCUCAGGGCCAAGGAGUAAACAGAAUGGCUUGGAAAAAAAUGAUUCAAUCCCUCCACAUAAGACACUCUUUAUGCAGAUGCCUGAGGAGGAGACUAGCCAAGUUCUGAGUAGAAAAAGAAGAAGAGAAGAAGAAGAACAACAACACUCAGACGUGAAUGAAACUGAGGUGACGUCAUCUUCCUCUCAUCAAACCCCAAACGUGAUGAUGAUGAAUUCUGCUGCUAAUGUUGAGGAAACACCACCACCAGCGCUGCUGAUGGCUUUGCCUUUUGCAAAGAGGUCACCGUACUGGAAGAGUCCUGAAGCGAAGGAGGGUUACAAAACUAUGCCACAGCGCCCUCACUUCAGCCCACUGCUUGCAGCUGAAGAUGUUAAUCACCGUGAGUGGUCAGCGGUUGGCAUGACGGUGUCCUUUUACGGUUUUCUAGAACAAGUCAAAGGUCUGAAACCCCAUGAUUCCUUGAGCGUUCUCUGUAGUCUCAGUGCUUCUUUUGUGGAACUAGAGGAGUACGGUUUCGACAUUGGUGCACCUCAGUCUCGGAUCCGCAAGAUGAUGUCUCUCAAAGAUGAGCAAGCGAAGAUAGCAGAGGAGAAACAGUGUCUUGAGAAGAAGGUUGGCGAGGACGAGAAGAGAAGCCGCAAGUUAGCUGAAGAAAUGGAUGUGUUGAAAGGCAAAAUGCUUGAGCUGCAGAGACAAGAAGCGGUUGCAAGAGGGGAGAAAGAGGCAGCUGACAAGAGGGUUGUUGAAAUGAAAGCAAGUGGGGAAAGGUUUGAGCAAAAGAUGGAAGAUGUGGAACUUGAGUUUCUUGAGACUGCCUCGGCUCCAUGGUAAGAGGAGUCUAACGUCUGUUUUAGUAAAUGCAAAUAUAGAGUUAACCAUGUUGGCUUAGCUCUUAUGGUUAUGCUUACCAUGUUAGUUAACCAGGAACUAGACCUUUUGUUGAUCUUAUCUAUGUUGAUGAUGAUGCUUAGUUUAAACUGAUCUAUUCAAGAGAUAACUGAUGACGUUAUUGAGGUUAGGAUCAAUAUUUUGUGACUUUUAAAAUAUGUUUGC